Messenger RNA from Amoebophrya sp. A120, 3199 nucleotides. NCBI's taxonomy places the organism in Eukaryota, Dinophyceae, Syndiniales, Amoebophryaceae. The record is from the annotation of a GenBank genome assembly.
AGGAGGUUGACCUCGAGCGAUGUCCUGGUGACAGUAACUACAAGUGCGCUUACCUGGGAUGGAUACCUAGUUUAUUCAGUUUCAUCUUCUUCUCAACAAGGGCGCACUUAUCAUUGUCGACUCCCCAUUCCUAAACCUCCUGGCGCAGCUGUCCACAGCGCACGAUGGCGGACCAGAUGUGGCGAUCGUACAUCAUUGGAGCAGAGACAGUAUGGAAAAGAGGCACGCAGGAGGCCAGAAAAAGCCACAGCCUAUUUCUUCCUUUACCAGAUUGAAAUUUUUGCAUUCAUUCUCAUUGUCAUUCGGGAACCACUUGCGCGGCAGCGAGCACAUAUGUCUUCCUGCGCUUCUUUCCGAUUUCCAUACCCUUUCAAAAUCGAGGAGCCCGCUGAGCAUCCUAUGGAAAAGGCUGUGCAAAUCGAGACCGGUGACGAGCAUGGUUUACUGCUGUCCGACCAAGGCCGCGUGUACUCCUGGGGCGAUAACAGGUUCGGGCAGCUGGGAAGAAAAUGCGUGAAGAAGGACGAGGUACUAUUUAUGUUGCAGACUCCACUCUGACGCUGUGCAUCGGAUGAAAUUUUUAGAUUUAGAAGUUUUUUGAUCAUCGCACGGCUGCACAGCAUGCAAGGAAAAAAAUCGCAUUUGAAGAAAGACUACUGUAGUUUGAGAAACGCGUCAUACAUAUAUCUGAAUACACCAACUCCAAACAGGGCGACCGCGCGUUCGUCGUCAGUGAGGGCGGCCUCGGCGAGCAGGAGGCCGUGCAGAUCGCCUGCGGAAAGCACUUUUGCCUGGUCCUCUGCGCGCUCGGCGAGGUGUACGCCUGGGGGCGGAACAAGGCCGGGCAGCUCGGCAUGCAGCACACGCGGGACGUGACCCGCCCAAAGCUGGUGAAGCUACCGAAGAACCACCCCGAAAAAAUUGUCAAAAUUGGCUGCGGCAAGGAGUCCGGCGUGGCCAUCGGCGCGGAGGGCUCGAUUUGGCAGUGGGGCGCGUCUUUGCAGAACUUUGGCGACAAUGUGCCGAACCACACCCCGUUUCUGGUGUUUUCCUCUGCCCGAGACGGAACCCUGUUUACCGCCGGGGGAUCCUCGUCCUCGAAGCAAAAAUUUUCCGUGGACGGCGUGGACGCACGGGUGCCUGCGACCUAUCAAAAGGAAAAAUUUUUCCUCCACAUGUGAAAAACGAAAGUUGUGAUGCUGUAUUUGAGUACACGAGUCGACUUGUAUUGCUAGAAGGCCAAGAGCCGCAGCCGUGGCCUCGUUUGCAGGAAAUUUGUCAUGCUGUUUCCCACCUGCAGGCGCCUCCUGUCAUGCUGAAGAUGCAAGGCCUUCCCACGCCACCCAGCACUACAGUCCGCAUCUUUUGUCUUCUAGCAUGACACGGCUGAUCUGUGAGCACAAAUCUGCAUCACAGAGUUCCGUUUUGAUACGGGGAGGGGGGAUUUUUCUUCUUGAUGCGACCGUUUCCAACCCGAGUUUGUUCGCCGAGCAACUGGAGCUCGCCCGACAGUGCCAAAUCACCCUGGGGAAACUGAAACAACUUCUCGCCGAGAGCACCAGUGUAGCCAACAGCAAAAAGAAGGACCGGGAGGAAAUGAUGAUGAACAAUAGUAGUGCUGGAGGUGAAAAUAACGACAACAAAGACAGCGCAAAUUCCUCGCCGCAGAAGAAAAAGAAGCAAAAAGCGGGGGUUUCCGAACUCUCCACACUCUCCCUGGUCCUGGACCAAGAAGUGCAGCAGUGUACUUCCACGAUCACCGUGAAGAAGCAAGACCUGGACGAAGCGACGGAGAUCCUGAUCCACCUGAUAUCCAAGAAGAAAACUGUCUUUGUGUAAAUGCUUCUGUCUGGCAUGAGCACGACAAGUGUAGGGAAAACUGUAUUGCGUGAUGUAGUUUCGCAUAGAUAAGGACAACUUAGAUAGCAAGUACAUCAACGCAGUGCUUUUCUCGGAUACUUGAGGGAGCAGGUGCACAAACUAGAUGCGCAAACUGUAACACUGGCGGACCAGCUGGAUCAGCUGCAAGUGCAGUCCCUUCAAACGACCGGAAUGGAGCAGAAGAAACUCUUCGAGCAGAUGGAUCGGGUCCGGGAGUUCCAGGACAGCAAUUCGAGCUCGAAACUCGCGUUACUGGAUCAGCUGCAGACGGUCGAGCGCAAGAAGCAGUCGGCGCAGAAGGACUUGGAGAUGCAAUUGAAGAAGAAGGACGACCUGGACGUGCGGGCAAAAACGGUGCAGGAUUUCGGGAAGGAGUUGCUGGAGGGGCAGGGGUAUCAAGUGGAAAAAUAUCUGGGUCUGGAAGAGUCAUGCUGUUUUUGCAUGACACAGAAGGUCUGGCAUGGGAGCUCUAGCAUCACGGGUUUCGAGAAGCUUCCGCAAUGCCGAACCCGCAUGAGAAAUCCCCCAUCUUGGUGACAGAAAGUCGGCAGCUUUAGCUACCUAUGCAUGAGAGACUUUUCUAUUUUCUAAAAUGCGCAUCACAAGUUCGGAUCCUGCCAGACCCAGACAUUUUUGCAUUUCAUAAGGGGCAAGCCCCCAUUUUGAUGGCGAUCACGAGCCAACUGUCGAAGUUGCGGGACGCUCUGGACGAACGGACGGAGCUGUUCAGCGAGAAGGCCCCGGAAAACCACGAGGAGUUUGUGAGUCAGAGGGAGAACAUAUGAGAGACGUGCACAACUCCUCCUCCCCAUCAUUUGUCAUGCAGAACGCCAAAUCCGCCCUUUGCUUCUUUGCACUUUUUGCAUGAUAAGUUUUGGAAGGAGCUCAAACAGUACUACAAUCCUGGGUGAACAAUUUGUCAUGCAAAACCUGCAUGCUUGCCGACGCUUGUAUUGCUGUUUGUGCCCUUCAGAUGAGGGAGACGGGGUGGAGUUGUGUACUCUCAUAGAACAUCGAGGGGUUGGAGGUUGUGGAGUCGAUUGCGCGGAAACAGAUCGUGGCGCUGGAAGCAAACUCGGAUACGGAGGAGAUAGCCCGGUUGCUGUUUCUGUCGCUUUUGACGUCGCUGAAGGAAUUUCUCGUGCUGUUUAAGCAAAGAUGGCUCAGUCAGGACGUGGACAUAACCAUGUUUUUUGAUUGACAGAAGGAUGCUGCUCGAAUCACUCUGUCACUAAGAUGAGCUCGGACCACGUAAGAUUUUCUGUUGCGCCACAGCAGGAACAAUUAAAUGGAGCUGAUUUUCUACUUUUUCUUUUCC